Messenger RNA from Micropterus salmoides (largemouth bass), 3059 nucleotides. It is a transcript of the gene fam174b, whose product is annotated as family with sequence similarity 174 member B. The coding region runs from base 429 to 833 and encodes 134 amino acids. The transcript has 3 exons. Lineage: Eukaryota; Metazoa; Chordata; Actinopteri; Centrarchiformes; Centrarchidae. The record is from RefSeq and is a predicted model, not a curated record.
UUGGAUUUGUCAACAUCCUUUUCUUGGCGACAGCUGGUCUCUAGGUAUCAGGAAGUACGAGGGCGCCUUGAAGGCAGCACAAACCCACACAAUAACGCUCCUCUUCAGCACUAGGAGCAGCGGGCCAGCCUGCAGAGCGCUUCCGGAGGCGGAUUAUACCCACCUCUGCACGAAGCCCUAAUGCCAUCAGGAAGGAAUUUCCAUAACUCACCUCAAGGGAAGCACGUUUUGGAAGCAAACAAGUCUACCAUUAGGAGAAGCUUGGACGAGGAGAGAGAUGGAUAAUUGAGCCUCACUAUUUCUUUAUUGUGCAGCCUAAAUAGCACAAUCUGUCAUUGAUAAGCCGAUCCUCUAUAAUGUGACAGCUGCUGUCUCAUUUCAUCUAUAACGACCGAAACAUCCUGCUUGCAUUUUUCUAUUUCAGCACCAUGGUGACAUACAAUCUGGUUUUAACUUUUGUCAUUGCGGCUCUUUGGCGGGUUGGUGGCGUACCACUCACUUUCCCCGCGACGCAGUUAAAUUCAACAUCAUCAUCAAUCAUCAGCGAAGAUGAACUGACGAACAAUGUCACGGAUGCUGCCGUGGGAUCCCGGAUUUCAUCCCUAAUGACGCAUCUCCCAACUCUGAAAAACAUUGUCAUUUUCAUCUGCGUGUUAACAGCUGCUCUCAUCACGUGCCUGGUCAUCAAAGUGAUCAGAUCUGGGAGACGAAUCAGAAAAACACGGAAAUAUGACAUCAUAACGACACCUGCAGAGCAUGUCGAGAUGGCCCCUCUUAAUGAGGAGAACGACGAUGAUGAUGACUCAACCCUCUUUGAUGUCAAAUACAGGUGAAUCUCAGCAUGGACAUCGAUAUCUGAUAACUCCAGGACAACUCAAGUGACUUCCUGUAUUUUUUGUGUUGCCUAGUCUUACCAAAUCAACCACGUCACAUGCUGCUUGUGCAUGGCUUUUAUCUGUAUUUAAAGAACUGGAGCCACAUUGAUAUUACUGUUUGCUGCUGUGCUGACAAAUCUAUCAAAUGGCCCAAAUACCUGCCCAGUUCUUUAUACUGUUAAAGAUAAUGCUUCAUGUUGUGACUUGGAGUUCAGUCAUCUUCAUUCAAUCAACUUGUUACAUGGGAAUUAUGUUUCAUUUACAUUUAGUUUUUGAUACACUUGAGCUACAGUGUACAGCAUUGGGGCUGAGGAGUUCAUUGUAGGAAACAAGGCCUGCUUUGAAGCUAUGAUCUACCUAUAUUAAAAUGCAGGACUAAUCACAUGUGAUUUGAGUGAAUAUGUUAUCUUUAAGUGAAUACUCGGUGGCCACUAAAGAUCAUCAGUUAAUGUAUAAAAUGUUAACAUGCAACACAAAUUUUGCAGAGAAUACUUUAUUCAAAUGUAAAAUUUGCACACUCAGAAUCUAGUGAUAUACAGUAAUUGAUAUUUUUAACUAAACUUUCAUACCAAAUAUAUUUCUAUCUGCUAACCACUUUAUUGUGCAUAUGUACUGUAUAUAUACAGUAUAUACAUGUGUUGUUUUAGACAUUCCUGUUAGGCUACUGUCUCAGCUGAAGUGUUACGAUUCCAAGGUUUGACUGAAGUAUAUUGUGAUGUAUGGAAUUGUUGUGAAUGCUGUAAUCUCUUGGACAUUUGAGUCUAAAAUGGGGUUUUACCGUACUGACAAAAUCCUUAAAUGAUUUGGCCCAUUAGAUAAGUAUUAAAUUACUAUUAAAUUAAAAACAAUAACUGCUUUGUUACAUUUGUUACAUAUUUUAUUCAAAUACCAAAUACACAAUAAUCAAAAUGCCAGAUUUAAAGAAAAUUAAAGAAAAUGGCAGAGGAGUUUACAAACCUUCCCUGUCUCUUGUCUGCACCCUAAAAUGUAAUACAGUAAACUAACAACAAUGUAGAGUACUCCUAAAGUAGGUUCCUGCAGCAGAUGUGAGUGUGGGCCUUGUAGGUGACCUUCUGUUUUAAUCCAAAUUGUUAUUUGAUAGUCCCCCUUGGCCUACGGGUGCAGCUGUUUCCAAAUGACCCCCAGCUUUAGUGAACAGAAAAAAAUAAAUAUAAACUACAAUGGCCAAUCUUGUACAACCUAUUAACAUUUUCUUUCUGGGAGAAAGAGCAGAGAGUGUAUUUACCUUUGUUGUCACAGAAGACUGGAUAUAUUUAUUAUGUUAGAUAUACAAGCGGUAUGCAGGAGUGUGUAGAAAGGAUUUUUUAAUCAUACAUUGAAUCAUAUGUGAAUCAUAUUUUUUUGAUAUUAUGUCCUUUAGCAGACUGCUGUCUUAUUUCACGUGUUUUCCAUCAGAUUAUAUGACCACUGUUCAUUUCAGUACUGUGUCAUGUUUCAUUUUAGUCUUUCACUGUAUGUGCAGAAAACUGUAGAUUAAUUUUUGUGUAUAGUUAUCCUCAUCCAUCUUGGCAACAUCUGAUUUUAUUUCUUUGGUUGUGUGUGAAAUUGUGGAAAAAAAGCUUGUCUCAUUUAAAGAUGCUAUUUCUGGGCUUUCAUUAGAAUUGAAUCAUCUGCUGCAGAAAGUUCCUCUUGUAAAAUUAAUAAAAGUCAUCGUGGUAGCUAUUUGAAGACAAACUAAUCUCCCUGAUCCCACAUUCGAACCAAAUGAAGUUAAAUGUUCAAACUACUUUGGAAGUUUAUUGAAAACAAGUCCCUACUUGGUUUUUGACACAGACGUGUAUAGGUGUUAUGUGUACCCACGGCUGUUUCCUCAGUUUCCAUUUCUUUGAAAACACUACUGAAAUAAAACUGCUUCCUUUGAAGUGUUAAACCGUUUUAAGACUGAGGCUUGAAGUGUUUUUUUCUCCAUUCUGAUCUAUUGUAUUUUUCUCUGCCGCAGAAAAGUACAUUCACUUUGUCGUAACUGCACAGUUUAAAUGUCCUUGAGUUACAAUGAAUAUUUUAAAUGCAAAAAAUUUAAUUAUACCCAAGUUAUAUGUAUCUAGAUAAGACAUACAUGCAAAAGCAAAAAUCUGUUUGCUGGAAGUUGGAUAUUAAGCAGUAUUCAUGUAUAAUGUAGUGCAUACAGUAUUCAUGACAAAAAAAUAAAACUAUACAGCACAA